UAUAAAAAUGAAUUCCCUAUAAUACAUAAGAUACCUUGCAUAUUAUUUAUUGCAAUGCACUUAUUUUUGCUUAUUACUUAAUUGUCGUGCAUAUACUAUCCAUACUUGUAUAGUUGCGGUAAGUUUUUAUACUCGAUUUUUUUAAAGUUGACCGAUUUCCAUCGGCUGUUCCCAUAUUUCGGGAGCAGAUGCUGCAGGUAACUUUACAUGAAGUUAUUAAGAAGCUAUAGUUUUGUCUGUGUGAUGUUAGUAUAUAUGUAGUUUAUAUUACGGGUAUGUAAAAACGAUAAUUAUGUAUUAAAGAAAGAUGUAAUACGUAAAAUUAUAUUUUAAUGAUUUAAGUUUUCUUUGUUUUUAUUGAAAAUUCUGUUUUGUCUUAUUUGUUUUUCGCAAUAAUCACGGUACGAUAGACUUCCGCUUAGCAUUAUUUACUAUAUUUUAUAAUAAACCUACAUUAGAAAAGAACGAUCCGUUACAAACCUACUCAUCAAUCAUACCUUCAACAACCUUAAACAAACAUAUUUGCUCGACCAUUGGCUCUUUGGAGGACUUGGACAAAGCAAAGACAACCUUCUCUUGGGUUACCCGAAUAGCAAUGUUUUUAGAUUCACAAUCGAUAAGGGCACCCAAAGUCUUCAGAGCAUCUCUCACUCUUAAUCAAAUAAAACCAAAAAAAUAGCACAAAACCAUCUUAAGCCAUCCUAAGGAUCACUGGAAGUACAAAAGGCCUUCUAGCCUUCACUUUUUUAGCCCACGUGUCUUGAAUGAUGGCAAUUACUUGCCCAGGAAAAUUGACCACUUUGCUCUCAAGUUUCUUUUUGUUCCGCAAGAGAGUCUUUAAAUAUUUGGCAUAUUGAGGCAUUUGUUCCAUGGCCUUCAAGAAUGGUAUUUUUAUUUCUAGCUUCUUCAUAUUCUUAAGGAACUUCAUAAAAUUCUCUUAUAGUUAUUUUUCCACCGCUUUGUAAGCGAAGGGUAGUGGUGAGGUAUGUUGAAGCUUGAGUUUCCAUGUUAUUGUUCUCUUCAACCUCUUUUCUUCAUCUAACUUCUUCUUUUCUCUUCCUUCUUCUAUUUUAUCCUCCUUCUCACCAACUUCUUCAUUGUUCUUCUCAUUCUCAUCAUUAACCUCUUCUCUUCUCCCCCCAAGAUCCUCUACCAGCUCGUAUCCUUUAAAGAUCCUUCCCCCAAAUCACACUUAGGAGCCACAACAAGAGUAAAUUAUGAAGUUUCCGAUCUUAGGAAGAUAUUUUAAGAAAGAAAUGUGUUCUGUAUGAAGAUACAUUAGGAUACAACAACUAAAGUCAACACAUACAAAGCUUCAUACUUGUUUUAAGAAAAUUCAUUUUGAUAUGUAUUUUGUUUUAGUCUUCUUAAGUUAGUUUUUGCAUUUUUUCUUUGAGUUAGGUAAAUUAUGACAUGAAAACUUUAAACAGUAUAGCAUUAAGCUUGAGAGUUAAGUGAUAAAAGUGUGUGCCUCGUUUAUACUUUACAAAUUAUUAUGAGGUAUAUAAUAAUAAGAGUGCAACUGUUUUAAGAGUUACUCUUUUUAAUUAGUUACUCGGUGAUUUUGUAGGUAAUAAUGGAUAUAUGCUGCUAUGUGCUUGUGAUUGAAUUGUUUUUUUUAUCUUCAGUUUUCACCAUAAUUGUUAUCCAACAGUCAUGACAGUACUCCUAUAGUCCUAUAUAAUAAUAAUAAUAAUAAUAAUAAUAAUAAUAAUAAUAAUGGGGAAGUGAACAGAAGAGAAGAGGUGUGGCUCACUGCUGACAUCAAAUUUCCAAAGGAUUGUUUGGUGCCAAACUUAACAAGCGGAGACUCGACAAUAAAAUUAGCCGCAACCGGCAUAGUUUCAAUCUUUGGGAUCACAACAGAAAUCACUAAAUUUAAUGUACAUGUUAUUAAACUAGAACUAAAUUUAUUGGUGUCAAUGUGUAACACCCUAGAAUUUUCAACCCCUUAACGAAACUAAAACCGUAAAGGACGGGAAGAAAUUCGGGUGUUACAUAAAAGAAAAGGAAAAGAAUUUAGAUAAACAUUAAAUAUUAACUUUAAAAAGGUGAGUGGAAAUUUUGGCAGCAUCUGCCUUAAAACUCUGCGCCUUUGUAGAAAAACAAAAGUUAAUUUAGAAACUAAUAAAGUAAAGGCACCAACGGCCUAUCAAAGCUAUGUCACGGCGAAAUGAUUCGUUGUCGACUUCUCAAAUCAACAUGCCAAGCAUGGAUCGAGGUUCCAGUGUCGACGUUUGCGUUUUAAAAAGACUUAACUCCUUAAAACCAUACAGAGUUAUAAAUUACGCAGCGAAAAUACAAAUAUACGAGGGAGGACACAAGGCCUCAUAACAAAACAUAUACAACCAAGGUUUACAAAAGAUAACAAGAGCUACAAAAUCGAAAGAUAGCGGUAUGACACAGGUUAUGCUUCGCCCUCAUUACUCUCCCCCAAUGCAAUGCAAUGCAAAAGAAGCUCCAAUACCUGCUACGCCUGUCUACGAUCCUUCUGCUGCUCGACAUUAGACCAAAGGUCAAUGUGUCAUAGCAGGACAAUCAUAGAAAGUCAUCAACAAUCAAACAUAAACACAAACACGUACACGUCAGUAACUAGCAUCAAAUAUAAUAAGGCCAGCUACUAGAUUGCAUUAUAUCAUAAAACACAUAAGAUGAUUUCAUAAAACGCAAGCACAGAUAGUAAUAGUUUAUCGGCCACUUAUACUUCUUAAUUUCAUUACGUGCUUUCCAACCCGAACCAUGUGUUCUUGGGUAGAAUGCAGGUCUUCACGCUCCUUUUUUCAAACAUAAACUCUUGCAAAACACGUAUAGUUCAACUCGACCAAGGCAUUAACAUAAUACCUAACACAUGACCUUAUAGAGCUUGUCUAUCUUAAGGUAAGUGUGAUCAUAGUCUGUAAUACCCUUGAGGUAACUUAACUUAGGCACCUUUCUCACUAGCAUAAACUAUUCUAUCAAUAAGUAGAUGUUCUAUCAAUGAGUAAAUAUUCUAUCAAAGAGUAAACGUUCUAUCAACGCGUAAGCUUUCUACCAAAGAAUGAACCUUCUAUCAUUAAAUAACUUUCGAUCAAUGAAUAAACUUUCUAUCACUGAAUAGUUUUCUAUCAGUGGAUCUUUUCUCUACUUCCUGGCAUAGUGACACGGCCAAGGGCGUUAUCGGCCACCCGGCGCCCAUGGCAAAGUAUGAGCUCAUGCCCCCUCCAGCUGACCCUCUCUGGUCCUACCUUCGGGAAAAACUAACACAUUGGGGUACUAAACCAGUGAAGAGGCCACCAUAUUGGGGUUUGCAAGGGCUGCAUGGUAACAGUCCACUGGAACGAACUGGUUGUUCACAUUGCCCCAGCCCAGGGGCCCUACUAUUACGCGCUUGAUACCCAGCUAUGGGGGGCACAUAGUUAAAGUUAUUUUUGACGGCUCUGAGUGUACACAUCUAGUUCUAGAGUGUCGAAGUAAAAAGAAGCCGCUGGAGGCGAUCAUCGGACUACAGGAUAUGUCUAAUGUGCUUUACGAUGUUCUACCUGCCACUUCCCUUAGCCGGCUACCAUACAUUAUGCACCAGCACAUUGACUGUGCUUUGAUAUCGGCCUUCGUGGAGAGGUGGCAGCCGGAUACGAACACCUUCCACAUGCCCUAGGGGGAGAUGACGAUUAUGUUGCACGACGUGCAACGCAUAUUGGGCAUAGUUAUUGAAGGUUCACUACCGGAGGAACCUGCUGAGGGGGAGUGGAAGCUCGCUAUUCUUGGUCUGUUUGGGGUGCCCAUGUCCGAGCUGCGACGGAAAGGGAUAUUCACCAGCAGUUGCAUCAACGUUGGUGAAGUUAUGCACUUGUGCCAUUGGUCCCAAGCUAUGGAGACCUAGUUGACAACCAAUUACAUGGCUAUUAUCGGCUCUACACUGCUGGCGGAUAAGACCAGAACCGGCAUGCGACCUCAGAUCGCUUGGGGUGCGGUGACGCUGGCGUACAUGUAUCGGCAACUGGGAAUUGCGUCUAGGGCUGGUUGCAAGACCAUUUUUGGUUGCCUCACAUUGCUUCAGACAUGGAUUUACGAGUACUUUCUAGCCUUCCGCCCCCAUCCUCGUCAAGUAGAUGUGCCUAAUAAGACUAGGGCAGAGAUGUGGUCCACGCCCAAGCCAGGUCGUGAGAUCAACAGGCUGAGGGACUACAGGAGUAUAUUGGACUCCCUGACGGAAACUCAGGUGGAAUGGACUUCGUACAUGACUUCUCCAAGGGCGUUCCUAAAUGAGCACCCACGCACCGCCUACAUCGGGGGUAUCACUUGCUUUGAUAUCGUCGAGGUGUAUUUGCCGGAGAGGACAGUGCGAUAGCUGGGCUUUAUGCAGGCUAUUCCCCCCCUCCCUCUCCUAUGAGACCCACUCACGCUCUACGAUCGGCUCACAGUACCUAUUCCGUGACCUUUGCUUCUCUGCCUAUUUACACGGAGGCAUGGAGUAGGUUCCCCUUUUGUGGCUGCAUUGGUGAUCAGGCACUUCGUCGGGCAUCUAUUCCAUCAGAGGCUGAUCAUAGUUACGUUGACUGGUUCAGAGUGUCUUCCCACCCAUAUGUCCUCCGGCGAAGGACUGAUUGCCGGUUUUGGUCUAGCUGAAAGCAGAGUGGAAUACUUUAGUUUUUCAAUUUAUUUGUUUUCUAUUAUGUUUUUGUGUUAUUUAGAUGUUGUUUAAUAUUUUGUUCACACCCUAUUUUUGCUUUUUUUUUUUUCGUUUCUAAAUGAAUGGCCGAGUCGAGUCGCUUCAUUGCUGAGAUUGCCUCCUGUUGCAGAAAUGAGCCCCCAGGAAAGAUAGGCUGUUGAUCUAUACGUUGAUGAUGUUAGAGAUUUAUUUGCCGAAUGACAAACAUUUAAGGGGCAUGGCCCUUCAUAGACUGUUUGAUUUUGUAAUUUAAAACUAAUUUACAUCAAUGCUUUUAUUUAUUUAAUUUAAUGCUUUUUACAUUAUAAUUAAAUUAAUUUACAUCAAUGUUUUUAUUAAUUUACAUCAAUUCUAUACAUAUUGAAUUCUAUCCACAUAUUGAAUCCCAUCUACUUAUAAAGUUAAACUAAAUAUUGAUGUACACAAUAGUAACACUAUGGACUAUCUACAAAUUGAAUUCUAUCUACAUGUGUAAUUAAACUAAAUAAUGAUGUACACAAUAGUUACACUAUGAUCUAUCUAAAUUUACAACAUCUUUAGCGGUGUUAUUACCUUGUGGUGGUCGUGGCCCGUAUAGUCUAUUCAAAGCAAAAUCCUGCUACGAAAAUGUGUUUCUAUAUGCCUAGAAGAAUUGUCAACUGCUUCUCUCCAUGAUUGCCGGAUUGGCGGCAGUGGAGAUGAAUCAUCGUUCAUUAAUAGUUGAACAAAUGAUUUCUAUUCACCCAAAAUAUAUAUAUAUAUAUAACUUUUUACACUAUGCACACCCGCUGCUUUCCUUAACGGAAGAAUUAAACAUUUAUAGU
This is a messenger RNA of Amaranthus tricolor (Joseph's coat), 5451 nucleotides long. Its product is annotated as protein MAIN-LIKE 1-like. The record is from RefSeq and is a predicted model, not a curated record. Lineage: Eukaryota; Viridiplantae; Streptophyta; Magnoliopsida; Caryophyllales; Amaranthaceae. The transcript is spliced from 2 exons. The coding region runs from base 3875 to 4327 and encodes 150 amino acids.